Molecule: messenger RNA, 1691 nt
Organism: Ceratotherium simum simum (southern white rhinoceros)
Lineage: Eukaryota; Metazoa; Chordata; Mammalia; Perissodactyla; Rhinocerotidae
Source: RefSeq, a predicted model, not a curated record
AUGCCCAGCCCGGUGCUAAAGCAGUUUUCCUUCCUGACUUCUUUAGUCCUCUUCCUGAAAGGAAUUCACCUCUUAACCCUCUUCCCCCAAGGGCUCUGCCAGUCUGAGACCUCAGCUGACGAGGAAAAUGCCAGCAAGGACCCCGUCUCCGAUCCUGAACGGGUCAUUGCCCACUGCUUCAAGCAGUUCACGAAGGGCUUCCACCUGCCUCGAAGCCGCCGGCGGAUCAUCAUCUUCCCUCAAAAAGAGGAUCCCAUACCCAUCCAUCCCACGCCCCAGCCCCGGGCUCCCCUACAGCCCAUCUCCAGCUUCAAACCCCUGGAAGCUAGGGAUGUCCGAGAGCAGCCGGAGUACACAAAGACCUGGCUGAGCCAGAGGAUGAAGCUUCGUGAGGACCUGGAAACCUUCGGCAACUUAGAGAGGUGGCUGCAGAACAAGCCCAGCCUCACGCCUUCAGAGGCCAGCAUCUUACAGACGAUCCACAAGGAGCGCGAGGCCCAGCUGACUUCUGCCAGAGCCACCGAGAAGAAAGGCCCCCAGCCCCCCUGCCAACUGUCCCAGCUCCAACUGCCCAGGCCCUCCGCCCUGCCGGCCUUGUGCUCCUACCUGCGCAGCCACAGGAUCAAGAUCCUGGGGAUGUUGAACAAGGUGGCCUGCGGUGAGAACCAGAGGAUCUCCAGGGAGGACUUCACUGAGGCUCUGAAGGCGGUCAGAGUCCCUCUGACAGACCGGGAGGUGGAGGAUAUUGUCAUCUAUCUCAGCUCUCUGGGGACGCACAGCAGCAUCACCCUGCAUGCCCUGACCAACACGUACAUACAGUGGUGUUUGGCUGAGCAGAGAAGUGCCCUGCCAACUGGAAGGGAGAAGUAUAGAUCUGCUGAGCACAGAGUUUCCCCACAGAGUGCAUCUCAGAAGCAGAAGGGCAGUUUGGCCCCAGAGCCUCCGAGGGUGGAUCCACUAACUGUGCCCGUUGUCGAUACCCAGCUGGAGGCACGGCCCAUGACCCUGGAGGAGCUGGAGGACGUCGGCAAGCGGUGCCGAGAGAGGAGGCGGCAGAACAAGCUCAGGAUCCCCUCCGUUGAGUACACGGAGCAGUGCCACCUGGUGCACGGUGGGAAUAAGCGCGUUGACGACCACUGCCUCCCGUCCACCAUCCAGGGGGAGAUGAACGAGCUCAUCAACAAGUCCCGCGUGAACGACCUUCUGGUCUACCUGAAGUGCCAGGAGCUCUGUGGGUACUAUGGCCUCCUGGUGACAGAGGACACCCUCAUGAAAGCCCUGCUGUACCCGGGACACAAGAUCCUUUUCCAGAAGGACCCGGUGUGCCGGAUCCGGCAGCCUGGAGGCUACUACUCGGACUUGAAGAGCUUCAGCCCAAAUCUGGGCCUGCGCAGGCCCCAGGGCCGCAGUGAGCCUGCGGCUAAGACGACUGACAAGCUGAGUGUCAAACCCCCUUCUUCCCCUGCCAUUUGCUCCUGCCCCGCUGCUGUCCCCUUGGCUGAAGGGGCUGGGAUGCUGACAGACAUGGGGUGUCACGUUGUGCCAGUGUCUGUGUCCUAACCCUGCAUGUCCAACCCAACUGGUCAUCAUGGACUGGCCAGUCCCCAGUGUCACCCUGGCGCAUGUCUCAGGCUGCAGCCUCCUCACUUCAGCUCCCCCACAGCUACCCUCCUGACCAAUUCUGACACGAU